GCCAAAAUUCAGAGCGAACAGAGUCACAGAGUAGUUCAGUAACAAUUUUAUAUACCUUCGUUUUUCGUCUUUUUUCUAGAAACGAACAAAAUUUAAAGUCAACAAAAUCUCCAUUGUGCUUUACUUUUCUGCUAAACAUGUCGAAGGCAACAAAGCUGCGAUUCGCACUGAUCACCGAGGAUGUGCUGGACAAGCUGAGGCCUCGCUCACAGUCGGAAAAUGCACGAUCGAAGUACAUGAAUGAAAUAUAUGAGGCCAUUAGGAUGGCGGUCAACGAGGUUGUGGACGAGAAGAUGGAGCAGCUGAAUGAUACAGUUAAUCGAAUGGUUGAGGAGCGGGUGAGCAAAAUUCUGGACCAUCACUUGACCAAGGGAUCGUUGACGGGGCGCAGUAGCUCAGUUGGAAGGAAAAGGGAUUUGGAUAAUAGGGAAAUCAAGGGAGCAAGGUAUGCUGCUCCAGCCACAUCAAUUAGUUCCCUAAAAGUUUCCAAUCUCAAACGUGGCCGAAGCAAGAGGCAAAAUCCCACCAAAGAGCAUGUGACCUUCGCCUCCGACGAUCAGUUGACUAAAAGGUCUAGGACCAAGGCGCAGAAAAUCACUGUAAUGCCCAUACAUCGCGAGAGCCAGGUGAAAAGUACUCCCUCGUACGGCGACAGCAACCACAACAACACACCGAUGCAAACACCUUCACCACCACUUAGCACGGAUUGCAAUAAGCUGGAUGAGGACGAUUACUAUAACUUCUCUGAUGUGGAGGAACCCUCGAUUCUAAGCAUGGCUGCUAGGUAUCUCAAGAAACUCGAAGAUGCCCGCCGUCGAAAGCACGCACAAUAGCUUAGGUAGCCUGUACUUCAAACUUUCGUAGAUACUUCUUCAUAUUUCUCGUCAACUCGUCAACUCAAUUUUCAAAGUGAGCGUGUAUAUAUACCAUUAAAACAAUGGAUUCGGUAAAAAAAAAAACUAAAUAAAUUAACCGAAAAU
Drosophila melanogaster (fruit fly) is the source of this 980-nucleotide messenger RNA. RefSeq lists its product as uncharacterized. The transcript has a single exon. Bases 138 to 833 code for a protein of 231 amino acids. The record is from RefSeq and is marked reviewed. NCBI's taxonomy places the organism in Eukaryota, Metazoa, Arthropoda, Insecta, Diptera, Drosophilidae.